ACCGUACAGUCGAUCCAGAAAAAAGAUUGACAGAUCUGUUUGCGGAAGUUGCCUGCUGGAAAUGAACUAACUGGAAAACUUAAUGUGGACUAGCAAGCAACUGUGCAGUCAGAUGAUGUGUCCACUUGAAGAGUCCUGCACCAUGAAGCAGCAGUAAGGGUAGACUGUGUCUGUGACACUGCCCCUGUCUCUUUCCCUCCCUGUCACUGAGCCACCAUGUCCUCUGUGACGUUUCCACCUCGCUCCCCACCUGGGAGCAGUGGCUGUGGCAGCGGUGACAUACCUGCAACUAGUGUGACGACCCAGUCCGCUGAGCAGGCUCUGUUUGCAUCGGACCGCUACGCCCGACUCAUCCUGGCCCAGAUGAACAAGAUGCGCCUCCGGACAGAUUUCUGUGACGUAAGGCUGCGGCUGGGAGGCCGUGUGUUCAGUGUCCACAAGCUGGUCCUGGCUGCCAGCAGCCCCUACUUCUCCGCUCUCUUCUCUGGGGGGAUGAGCGAGGCAGACAAGGAAGAGGUCCAGAUCCUGGGGGUGGAGGCACCAGUGUUUGAGGUCCUGCUGGAGUUCAUAUACACAGGUAUGAUUAACGUGACGGUGGAGAACAUGCAGGAGCUGAUGGUGGCAGCAGACAUGCUGCAGCUGAGUGAGGUGGUGUCUAUCUGUGGAGAGUUCCUCAAGGGCCACAUGGACCCGUCCAACUGUGUGGGGGUAUACCAGUUCCUUGAGCAGAUCGCCUGCAUGGACAUGCUGGCGUUCACUGAGAACUACAUCCAGGUCCACUUUCUGGAGGUGCUACGCAUGGUGUGUGUGUCGGACGAGUUCUGGGGCCUGUCCAAGGGCCAGCUGGUGAAGCUGCUGCGCAGCGAGGAGCUGCGAAUCGAGGAUGAGUACCAGGUGUUCACGGCGGCCAUGGACUGGGUCCUACAGGACGUGACCAAGAGGAAGAAGCAUGUGGUGGAGGUGCUGGACCCAGUCAGGUUCCCCCUGCUCUCCCCACAGAGACUCUUCAAGUACAUCGAAGGCAUUUCUGACUUCAGCCUGCGGGUGGCGCUGCAGACACUGCUGAGGGAAUACACAGAGGUCAGCAAGUCUCCCAAAGAGAAUAAGAUGUACAGCCUGUUACAGCCAGCCAAGAUGAGGCCAAGGAGAAAGGCCAGGAAAUACCUCUAUGCCAUAGGAGGCUACACUCGACUGCAGGGCGGCCGUUGGAGUGACAGCCGGGCCCUGAGCUGCGUGGAACGCUUUGACUCAUUCAGCCAGUACUGGACCACCGUGUCCUCCCUGCACCAGGCCCGUAGCGGGCUGGGAGUGGCUGUGCUGGAGGGCAUGAUCUAUGUCGUGGGAGGGGAGAAGGACUCCAUGAUAUUUGACUGCACAGAGAGAUACGACCCGGUGACUAAGCAGUGGGCAGCUGUGGCCUCUCUCAACUUCCCUCGAUGUGGUGUCGGGGUCUGCCCCUGUCAUGGGGCUCUCUACGCACUGGGUGGUUGGGUUGGAUCAGAGAUAGGGAAAACAAUGGAGCGCUACGACCCGACAGAGAAUAAGUGGGAGAUCAUUGGAAGCAUGGCAGUGCCUCGGUAUUACUUUGGAUGCUGCGAGUUACAGGGCUUCAUCUAUGUGAUCGGGGGGAUCAGUGAUGAGGGGAUGGAGCUGCGUUCUGCGGAGGUGUACGACCCCAUCUCCCGGCGCUGGAGUGCCCUGCCCGUCAUGGUGACCCGGCGGGCCUACGUGGGCGUGGCCUGCCUCAACAACUGCAUCUACGCUGUGGGGGGCUGGAACGAGGCACUGGGCUCCCUGGAGACGGUGGAGAAAUACUGCCCUGAAGAGGAGAAAUGGGUGGAGGUGGCCCCCAUGGCAGUGGCGAGGGCCGGGGUGUCCGUGUCAGCCGUUAAUGGACUGCUGUACGCCGUGGGGGGACGGGCCUCCAGCAGAGACUUCUCGGCCCCCGUGACGGUGGACUCUGUGGAGAUUUACGACCCCCACCUGGACACCUGGACGGAGAUUGGCAACAUGAUCACCAGUCGCUGUGACGGGGGCGUGGCCGUGCUCUGAGAUUGAGCCCUAGUAGAACCAAGGGAGGUGGUUCGGUGAACCACGAAACCUGAUGAGUAGCUGUUUUCUUUUUUUCUGGAACAAACCUCAUUCUCAGACGAGAAUAGGGUUUUAUGUCUGGUACCGUGAGAUUACAUGAUGAGUAACUUUGCCUGAGAUCUGGAUACUUGAGUUAGCUACAGAGCUAUAAAUGCGCCAAAUAUGCGCCAAAUACAACAGGUGUAGACCUUAGUGAAAUGCUUACUUACAAGCCCUUAACCAACAAUGCCGUUUUAAGAAAAUACCUAUAAAAAAAGUGAGAUAAGAAUAACAAAUAAUUAAAGAGCAGCAGUAAAUAACAAUAGCGCGGCUAUAUACAGGGCAUACAGGUACAGAGUCAAUGUACGGGGGCACCGAUGUCGAGGUAAUUGAGGUAAUAUGUACAUGUAGGUAGAGUUAUUAAAGUG
This is a messenger RNA of Salmo salar (Atlantic salmon), 2498 nucleotides long. The record is from RefSeq and is a predicted model, not a curated record. NCBI's taxonomy places the organism in Eukaryota, Metazoa, Chordata, Actinopteri, Salmoniformes, Salmonidae.